Molecule: messenger RNA, 5449 nt
Organism: Electrophorus electricus (electric eel)
Lineage: Eukaryota; Metazoa; Chordata; Actinopteri; Gymnotiformes; Gymnotidae
Product: 3',5'-cyclic-AMP phosphodiesterase 4C-like
Biological process (GO): signal transduction
Molecular function (GO): 3',5'-cyclic-nucleotide phosphodiesterase activity
Source: RefSeq, a predicted model, not a curated record
UGUCACAGAGAGCUGGAGCUGUGAGUGGACAAGAAGGGAGGUGAGGACCGACAGCAGAAAGUCAAGCAGGAGAGAGAGAGAGAGGGAGAGAGAGAGAGAGAGAGAGAGAGAGAGAGAGAGGGAGAGAGAAGGGGAAAGAGCUCGAAGGGUUAGGAAGAUCAACAGCACCAUGGAUCCGUGCAGCAGCACAGGAAGAGAAGUGGCUGAAAGAGAAGCCGGCAGGGUUUUCGCUUGCUCUCUGCCUCCUUUCCAGCACCGUUAGUUCUCUCUCUCUCUCUCUCUCUCAGAAAAGCUCACGACUCUUUCGGCACACAUAAACCAUGCACCGACUUGAACUUUCGGCACACUAGUCUGACCACAGGAAUCACACCAAGACUCUUUUUUCUUCAGGAAGGAGAAGAAGCCGAAGAAAAAACAAACAACAGAAAAGCAAAUCAUGUGACACAGCUCCAAGCCAACCAAGCACAGCUGGAGGAGCACGACCGUCUCAACCUGUUUUCUCCCCGAGGAGGGAUGAGCGCUGAAACCGAGCGCGGCGUGCGGCUCCGAGGGUUGCGCACCAACUCGCCAGGAUCCGGUUACUCGCACGGCUUUCACCCAAGUCGCCCAUCUGUCUUUCGUGAGUCGUCCGCGAUGGGAAGUGCACGCGGCUUCGAGAGGCCAUGGGCGCACGAGAGGAAUAGGUGAAGAGUGCGAGUGGAGAACAAAGCAAGUGAGGGAAGUGACAGUGAGAGAGAGAGAGAGAGAGAGCGAGAGAGAGAGAGGGAGAGAGGGAGAGAGAGAGAGAGAGAGAGAGAGAGGGAACCAUGAGCUUGCCGACCAACUGUGGCUUCCUUCCCCCUGCCGACCGGGCCUUCAAAGUGUGGAACGGGAACAUCUGCGGGUCAGCGUGCGCGGUCAACUGGCCGAUCGACAUCGUGCAGAGACGCAGGCGUUUCGAUGUGGAGAAUGGCCUGGCGGGGGGUCGCCCACUGGAUGCCCAGGUCAGCCCCAGCUCGGGCCUGGUGCUGCAGGCUAACUACCCUCACAGCCAGCGGCGCGAGUCCUUCCUGUACCGAUCCGACUCAGACUUCGAGCUCUCACCCAAGGCCAUGUCCCGCAACUCCUCGACCGCCAGCGAGCUGGAAGAGGGCUUGAAACAGUGGGAAGUCAGUUGCCUGCCUCGACAUGGAGAAGACAUGAUCGUAACACCAUUUGCCCAGGUCCUGGCCAGCCUGCGCACGGUGCGCAGCAACUUUGCCGCUUUGACCCAUCUGCAGGACCGCGCUGGCUGCAAACGCUCAUCGGGCAGCAACCCCCCUUCCAUGUGUAAGCCGGGCUUGCCAGAUGAGACGUACCAAAAGCUGGCCAUCGAGACCUUAGAGGAGCUUGACUGGUGUCUGGACCAGCUGGAGACCCUGCAGACCCGUCACUCGGUCAGCGAGAUGGCCUCCAAUAAGUUUAAGAGGAUGCUGAACCGAGAGCUCACACAGCUGUCAGAGACGAGCCGCUCAGGAAACCAAGUGUCAGAGUUCAUAGCAAGCACAUUUUUAGAAAAGCAGCACGAUGUGGAGAUCCUAUCCCCGCCACCCAAGGAGAAAGAGAAGAAGCGCCGGCCCAUGUCCCAGAUCAGCGGCGUGAAGAAGCUGACACACAGCCCGAGCCUGGCACCCACCUGCAUCCCACGCUUCGGGGUCAGCACGGAGCACGAGAGCCUGCUGGCCAAGGAAAUUGAGGACAUUAAUCGCUGGGGCCUAGACAUCUUUCAGAUUUCUGAGCAUUCAGGGAAUCGUCCCCUGACAGUAAUAAUGUACACCAUUUUUCAGGAACGGGACUUGCUGAAGUGCUUCAAAAUCCCACCAGACACAUUCAUCACCUUCAUCAUGACGUUGGAAGACCACUACCAUGCCGACGUAGCCUACCACAACAACAUCCAUGCUGCUGACGUGGUGCAGUCCACCCAUGUGCUCCUCUCCUCACCAGCUUUAGAGGCUGUCUUCACUGACCUUGAAAUCAUGGCAGCUCUGUUUGCUAGUGCCAUACAUGAUGUAGAUCAUCCUGGAGUGUCCAAUCAGUUCCUGAUCAACACCAACUCAGAGCUUGCUUUGAUGUACAAUGACUCCUCCGUGUUGGAGAACCACCACCUGGCUGUGGGCUUCAAGCUGCUACAGGAGGAGAACUGCGACAUCUUCCAGAACCUGAGCAAGAAGCAGCGGCUGUCACUGCGCAAGAUGGUCAUUGACAUGGUCCUGGCUACAGACAUGUCCAAACACAUGAAUUUCCUGGCAGACCUGAAGACCAUGGUCGAGACCAAAAAAGUGACCAGUCUCGGAGUGCUGUUGCUGGACAACUACUCAGACAGGAUACAGGUUCUCCAGAACAUGGUCCACUGUGCUGACCUCAGCAACCCCACCAAGCCCCUGGAGAUCUACCGGCAGUGGACUGACCGCAUCAUGGUGGAGUACUUCACACAGGGUGACCGUGAGCGAGACAGGGGCAUGGAGAUCAGUCCCAUGUGUGACAAACACACCGCCUCUGUGGAGAAGUCUCAGGUGGGCUUCAUUGACUACAUCGUGCACCCCCUGUGGGAGACGUGGGCCGACCUGGUCCACCCCGAUGCUCAGGACAUUCUGGACAUGCUCGAGGACAACCGGGAGUGGUACCAGAGCAUGAUCCCCCGCAGCCCCUCGCCCACACCCGACACCCAGGAUCCGCAGGGUGAUGGCGGCCCCUUGGGAUGCGCCUCGGGCCCCGACAAGUUCCAGUUUGAGUUGACACUGGAGGAGGAGGGCGAGUCAGAGGGCGAGAGCGGCCUCGAGGCUAAGCAGCCCGAUAGCGAGAGCUCCAGGACUGUGGCAGGCAGCCUCCGGAGGGUCCCCUCACCCCAGCCCAGCCACAUGCUCAGCCUGGCUGCUAUGUCGGUGCAGAGUCCGCAUCACAGGACGUUGUCUCCGGAUGUUGCAGACAGGGAUGGAGGGAAAGAACUCGAGUGAAAAGUAUGAGGCGAACACGGAGUAGCAUUGCCUGGGACUAGCACUGCUAUGUUAUUUAUGUGUCUCGUAGAUGACACGUUCCUCAUCUGUGAUGGGCUGAGUGUGGCUAUAGCAGGCCUCCUAGCUCCUAGUGUACCAUACCAGAGACAACUCCUCUUUUUAGAUUUGCCUUUUCCUUUUUCACUUAUUAGGCACAUUUUUUCCCCAGACAAGCCUUUUUUUCCUAGUUCAUAAAAUUUGUCACUAGGACACAGACCAGAUUUGUGUCUGGGACACUGUCAUAUACAGAUUACAGAUUGAAUGAAUAGAGGUCAAAAGUUGAAGUGAGCUGUUUAUAGUCUACUGUCAAAGUAAGGAAUCCUUCUGAGAAAGAGAGUCUUCCUUCAAAUAAUGUACAUGGUGUAUGUAGAGGACAGUCCAUGUAAUAUUUAUAAUAACCUUACAGGGUCUAGGAACUUUUGCACCAAACUAUUAGUUUAGAUACUUAAGAUAUUCAUUUAUCUUGUGAAUAAUUCAUUUAGCUUUCAUUUGUAAUCUUAACAUUUUUAGCCGCUUGAAAAUGAACAGAUGAAUUAACAAUGUCAGAUACACCAAAUAUUAAAUUGAAAAGAAAAAUAAUUAUGACACUAAUAACCUCAGGAUAUGAACAAUGAUUUUAAUGUAGCAAGUUACCCCUCUGUAUUACCCAGUGUGUCUUUACUAUACAGAACAUUUGUUUUUUUACAUUGAAAACUUGACAAAAGUCAUGUAUUAUGAGUACUUCAAUAGAAGAAAGAUAUUUUGAAAUUGAAAAACAGGUAAUUCCAUGCUAAGUAAAGUAAGAUGUCAGUUCUUGGCACACCUGAUCACAGAUCUGAGAGCCACUACCUAAGGUAGUAUUUAAGUGAUGUCAGAAAUAAAACAUGACAGAUAUAAUUCAGUUUAUUUAUUUAUUUAGUUUGAAAAUGUCCAUUGAUUGCAGUAAAAUGUAAAAAUAUAAACCCCAGACAGUCAUUUUCAUGCAUAAUCAUAACUCAUAACUGUUAGUGUUAGGAGAGUUAGACCAUAUAUAUAUUCAUAUAUUCCCAAGUCCUCAUUUCCAACUCUCUUAGUUGACAAGAACCAUGUUAUACAUCUUGAAUGGGACAUUCUGUUAUAUCCAAUGUAGGUAAAUGUUGUGGAAUUCUAGAGCUUUUUAUAUAAUAAGAAGUCUGAGUUUAUAACUACAAAUUUGUUUGCAUACAAUGAAUAUUUUCACCCAAACUCCCUAGUAUCCUCUGAUAUCAUUUUACACCCUGCGACGCAGUGACUUGUGCCAGACUGUCUUAGGUGGAGUUUGAACAGUUUAGGGGAUUUCACAUGCAAUGGCUCAGCAGUGACCUUUAAUAAACGAGUACCUUUAUGUCUAGCUGGGUUCAAUAUUGAGGGGUACCGUAGAUCUUAAAACAUCACUUACACUCAUGUUCGCAUCAUUUAUUUUUGCGUUUUAACACAUUAAUUUGAUAUUUAUUAUUGAAAAUGGACAGACUGUCAACACUUAAUGUUGAAGGCUGACAUGAUUAAGUGUUUGUCAGACACUGGCCCCUGUCUGCACUCUGUAAAACAAGUUUUAAUGAUGUGUUUUUAUUUAAAGAGUAUUCUGAGAUUACUUCAGGAAUCCAAACCAGGCAUUUUGACACUUUUAAAGGGCUAGAGAUGAACUAGGAUAGACUAACGAAUGUCUCCCUCAGAUGUGUAGUACUAUAUCCACUUUUACAUGACUGCAACUGGGUUUUCAUCAGGAUGUAUUAUUACAUUAAAAUGUAAUAAUACAUUCACUCAAUUAACUAGCUCUAAUUCUGUAGAUCUGUUAAAUGAACAAACACAAACUAAAAUUGUCAUUGCAAAAUUGGCAGAAUGAAAUGUAUGAAAAUUAUUGUCUUAUGGUGAAUGUCUGCUUCUUUCCAUCACAUAUGUGGCUGCCCUUUUCUUCAAACAAAGUGCACAAAACCCAUUUUCUUCUUAAUACAUUUAUCACAGGAAACAUUAAAAGUGGGUUUUAAAACUGAGCAAUGGCAAGGAUUAAAAAAUAAACACAAUAGCAACAAUUGUUCUUUCAGACAAUAAAUGAUUCAGCGAGAGCCAACGGAUGCCAGUCGAUAGCGCUCAAAUGUGCUAAAAUCACAGCCUUAAAAAUGCAGUGACUUAUAAAACUGCACAUAGACUCUGCCGUAUUUGUGGUAUGUUUUUCAUGUCAUUUCUUGGGUUGUUUUCCAUUUUCACUAAUGUGCCAAGUUUCCAAUUUAUUCAAAGUGCUGAUAAUGUCAAACAAGGUCAUGUACGUUCGGUUCGUUUGUUCAGGAAAUUGUGUACCCCACUAAGGCCGAGUUCUCCUUCAGAUUGCGGUGUUUUUGACGUUUUCAUUUGUACCUUUCCAUCUGCCAUUUUGAAAGCCAAAAAUCUCCCGAUUAAUUCAGGAUGUUCUCUAGAACCAUCAAUAAAUUAUUUGGAAAGCUGUC